Molecule: messenger RNA, 1603 nt
Organism: Condylostylus longicornis
Lineage: Eukaryota; Metazoa; Arthropoda; Insecta; Diptera; Dolichopodidae
Gene: Gr66a
Product: gustatory receptor for bitter taste 66a
Exons: 5
Coding region: 1-1575 (524 amino acids)
Biological process (GO): sensory perception of taste
Cellular component (GO): membrane; dendrite; neuronal cell body
Source: RefSeq, a predicted model, not a curated record
AUGACUUUCAAAGAAUAUCCACAGCUUAUUUUAAUUAAUUUUGCAUCAUUAUUUUAUGUUUGUAAAAUUUUUGGCAUUAUACCACAUUCAUUUUCGGAAUAUCAUCGUUCUAAAAGAUUAAUUAAUUCUUUAACAAUUGUCAUUGGUUUAGUAUUAAAUUAUAUAAGUCCAAUAAUGAUGGCUAUUGAUUUAUUUGCAUGGGUUUAUAAUCGACAAAAAAUUAUUGAUUUAUUUGAUGAAUUUAAUUUAAUGGAUAUUAAUUUAUUUAAGCAGGGUAUUACAGUUAAUAAUAAUAAAAUGCGUUUAAGAAUAUUAAUAUUGAUUGGUUUCACAUUUAUUAGUGAAGUAACAAUAACAUUUUUAACAUAUUACAUAUUUGAUGCAUUAACAAUAUCAUAUUUUAUAUCAUUUUUUCCAACAUUUUUGAGUGCAUUAGAUAAAAUAUGGUUUUCAUCAUUAUUAUUGGCAUUAAGAGAAAGAUUUUCAUCAUUAAAUAAUUAUAUUGAUCAAACAGUUGAAGAAUAUAAUAAAUUAAGAAAAAUUAAAGAGAAUAUUGAAGGUUUUAAUAAUGAAAUGAAAAAUUUUGGUUAUUUACAUAAAGAGAUUUUAACAAGAAAUAUUGCAUUUGGUAAUAAUAAUAAUAAAAUAUAUCCGACAACAAUACCAGCAACAGGAGUAGGAAUUGGUGCAGGAAUUGGAUCGGGAGCACGAGCAGGAGCAACAACAAUACAUGCUGGUACUAUAGGAACAGAUAAAAAUUAUAUUUAUGGAAGAAAUGAUAAACCAAUAAUACCUGUAAUUCCAUGGAAUGAACGAAUUCCAUCAGAUGAACCGAAAAUUCGUAAAGCAAAUAAAUUAACAAUAUUACAAUCAAAAGAGAAUAUAUUAAAUGAUUUAGAAAAUUUAGAAGAUAAAUUAAAUAAUUUAUGUCGAUUACAUGAUGAAAUGUGUGAAAUGGGUAAAAAUAUUAAUGGAAUGUGGAGUAUUCAAAUGCUAUUAUUAAUGGCAUAUGGUUUUAUGAGUAUUACAGCACAAUUUUAUUUCUUAUAUUGUUCCAUAACAAAACAGUCGGUUCCACAAUUAUUUAUAUCAUCGGAAAAUUUAUGGCUUUCUUGUAUAUUUGUAAUAUAUGUUGCAAUGAAAUGUGUUUAUGUAAUAUUUUUAAGUUGGCAAACAAGAAUUGAAGCACGACGUACUGGUGUAUGCGUACAUAAAUGUGCUUUAGCAGUUGAUGAUAAUAAUAUUUAUGAAAUUGUUAAUCAUAUUUCAUUAAAAUUAAUGAAUCAUGCAAUUGAUUUUACUGCAUGUGGUUUCUUUAAUUUGGAUAUGACAACAUUAUAUGCUGUUACUGGUGCAAUAACAAGUUAUUUAAUAAUAUUAAUACAAUUUAAUUUGGCUGGUAAACAAAGUCAAACACAAAAAACAUCAAAUGAUGUUGCAAUAUCAACAACAACAACAGAAUUUCUAACAAAUAUUACAACAACAGCUUUAACAACAUCACCAAGUCCAUCUGGUAUAAGUGUUAUGUUGGGAAAUAUAACAACAAGUACAACAACUCUUAAACCUCGUACUUAAAUUUGAAAAAAAAAAUAAAUAAAUUAAA